Dipodomys spectabilis (banner-tailed kangaroo rat) is the source of this 1771-nucleotide messenger RNA. RefSeq names its product EEF1A lysine methyltransferase 4 (gene Eef1akmt4). NCBI's taxonomy places the organism in Eukaryota, Metazoa, Chordata, Mammalia, Rodentia, Heteromyidae. The record is from RefSeq and is a predicted model, not a curated record. The transcript is spliced from 3 exons. Gene Ontology annotation, molecular function: S-adenosylmethionine-dependent methyltransferase activity. Bases 32 to 799 code for a protein of 255 amino acids.
GCGAGAGCCGGGCGGCCGGGCGGCUGGGAGCAUGGCCGCCCUUCGGGCCCCCACGCCCCAGCCGGAGUUGCCCGAGCGGAACUUCGAGUACUGCGAACUCCAAUACUGGGACCAGCGAUACCGGUGCGCGGCCGAUUCUGCCCCCUACGAAUGGUUCGGGGACUUCUCUUCCUUCCGCGCCCUUCUAGAACCGGAGCUGCGGCCGGAGGACCGUAUCCUCGUGCUAGGUUGUGGGAACAGUGCCCUAAGCUAUGAGCUGUUCCUUGGAGGCUUCCCCAACGUGACCAGUGUGGAUUACUCAUCAGUAGUGGUGGCCGCCAUGCAGGCUCGCUAUGCCCACGUACCCAAGCUGCGCUGGGAGACUAUGGAUGCACGGGCACUGAGUUUCUCCAAUGGCUCUUUUGAUGUAGUUCUUGAGAAGGGCACACUGGAUGCCCUCCUGGCUGGGGAACGGGAUCCAUGGACUGUAUCUUCUGAGGGUGUCCACACCGUGGACCAGGUGCUAAGUGAGGUGAGCCGGGUGCUGGUCCCUGGGGGCCGGUUCAUCUCAAUGACCUCUGCAGGCCCACACUUCCGGACCAGACACUAUGCCCAAGCCCGUUAUGGGUGGUCUCUGAGGCAUGCAACCUAUGGCAGUGGCUUCCACUUUCACCUCUACCUCAUGCACAAGGGUGGGGAGCUCAGUGUGGCCCAGCUGGCACAGGGAGCCCAGCUCUUCUCACCCCCUAGCCCUCCCACCUUACCUUGCUGCCUCCAGGACUCGGAUUGUGAGGAUUUCCUCAGUGCCAUUCAGCUGUGAGGCUAGAAGCCUGGUCCCCAGCACUUCCUGCUUGUCUACCAUAGACUUCUCAGGGAGCUGGAUCUCUUGACUGAGGGCUGGGGAUUAGUGCCAAGAUGCUGGAAUAUCUGAGGCCUUGUGCAGAAGUGGUGGGAUUAAGCCCCCUGAACCAAUUCAGCCUGGGACCAACUAGGCUCCAGAUCUCAGGUUUCUGCCUUCCUUCUUGGAUUCUUCAGAUUUUUACCAGCUUCCCAUCUCCCCCUGUACUAUACUGAACCACCAGGGGUUCAUCCCCUGGGAUAAAACUCAACACAGGCCCCUCUGUAUACCAGCCAACAUGGGAUACCCCCACACCCCCACACACCCCAACCUGAACCUAUUUUCAGGAAGCUGCAGAUAAAUCUAGAAUUGAAUCUCGAUUGCUUUAUUAUCAUAUCCCAGCUCCAUCUCCAACACUGGUGACCUGUCCUGCAUAGGCUGGAUGCGUACUCAGGAAGCUACAGUGUAAUGUUCCCAGAUCAGACUGGCUUGUUUGUUUACCUAAUAAUCCACCAGCAACUUGCACCAGCCGCCCUCCCAUUCUGGCCUGGCUCCUGAGCAGACCAAAGCAGUGGCCACACACACAGGGAAGUCUGUGUUUAUUCACACACUCCUGAUACAGUGAGGAUGGAGUAACAUUUACAAAGGAUACCCCUGGGCCGGGGACAUCUCCAGGUCCACAGGUUUCAUCCUGAGGUGUAGAGCAGUCCCUAUUUGGGUUCCCAGGGGUACAACUAGGGUCCAAGGUAAAAUCAGAUCUGGGCCCUUAGAAGGUAAUACCUUGAGAGGGAGAGGUCUGCCAGAGAGCCUCUGGGAGAGGCCUGGGCUGACUGGCCAUGUGGUUGGAUACCAUGUUGCGGGCUUGUUCCACCCCGGCCUCAACACUCAUCUUAUCUGCCAGGCGCAGAAGAGCAUGAUGGAUGCUGGGCUGGGGGGGUAGGGAGGGGUCACGAA